Trichoderma breve is the source of this 2967-nucleotide messenger RNA. Its product is annotated as collagen triple helix repeat (20 copies) domain-containing protein. The transcript has 3 exons. The record is from RefSeq and is a predicted model, not a curated record. Lineage: Eukaryota; Fungi; Ascomycota; Sordariomycetes; Hypocreales; Hypocreaceae. The coding region runs from base 1 to 2967 and encodes 988 amino acids.
AUGCGUUUACCAGCCAAGUACUCGACGCUGUUGCCUCUGCUGAAGGUUACUGACUUAGAGUCUCCUGGCCUUGAUGGGAGUUUUGAGUCAGCGGGCGUUGGAGCUCCGCCCAGGACCAACGACCAGCCUCAGUUCCUCCUCCAGUUAGACGAACUAAGGCCUACAAGACUAACGCCUUCCUAUUUAUUCCCAAAGGGGACUUCUACAGAAUGUCAGUUUGCGACAUUCUUCUCGCUGGUUGGCGACCGGCUGUUCGCAGACGGAGAGAUAGUCGCGACCAACGAGGGUACGACACACCAGCCGCUCCUCGAGACACCGAGCAUCAGAGCCAUCGACCAUGGGUUCUCGCUCGAAGAAGGCCUUCUUCAGUGGCGGCAUCCGAGCUUUGCCAGCGGAAAAGCCAGCUUUUGCUUAUCAGUGUCGAAUACGGUCCUAGCUGUGUUCAACGAAUCAAGCACUCCAACUGACUGUGUGCCGGCGAACCUUGUCAAUGUGCCAUUCAUGGAUGACGAUACUAGGUCUGCUCAACAAGCUGCAGGAAGCGUAAGUAAUACGGACAGCUUUGCCGGGUCGAAAUGGCUGGAUACCAGACCAGAUAUCACCAACCCUGGUUAUGGCAGAGCUUCUGUUGGAUCGUAUGGCGGAGCUUCCGCUGGAUCAUAUGGCGGAGCUUCCGUUGGGUCAUAUAGCAGACCUUCCGUUGGAUCAUACGACAAACCUUCCGUUGGAUCGUAUGGCGGAGCUUCCGCUGGAUUAUAUGGCGGAGCUUCCGUUGGGUCAUAUGGCAGACCUUCCGUUGGGACAGAGCAGUUGAGUCCUCUGGCUCCUAUUGAUCGGACCAGCUACAACUACGCUACCGGACGACCGGGUUCCACAACACCCCCGAGCUCCGCUGGCUACGGGGCAAUCUACAAAUAUCAUGGUGCUGCUUCAAGUCCUAUAGGGCCCUCAGGUCCGGCAGGGCCCUCAGGUCCGGCAGGGCCUCUGGCUCCUAUUGGUCGGGCCGGCUGGAACUACAACACCCCACUGCCGGGUUCUACAACACCCCCGAGCUCCGUUGGCUACGGAGGUAGCUACAAAUAUCAUGAUGCCGCUUCAAGUCCGAUAGUGCCCAACUACAAUACUCGACGGCCGGGUUUCACAACAUCCUCGAGCUCCGUUGGCUACGAGAGUAGCCACGAACAUCACGAUGCUGCUUCGAGUUUUAUAGGGCCCCCAGGUCCAGCAGGGCCCCGUGGAUCUGAUGGCAGGGAUGGGAGGGAUGGCAACAAUGGGAAAGAUGGUCAUAAUGGUUGGGAUGGGAGGGAUGGCGACAAUGGGAGAGAUGGUGACAAUGGGAGGGAUGGCAAUGAUGGGGAAGAUGGUAAUGAUGGGAGAGAUGGAAGGGAUGGAAGGGAUGGCAGGGAUGGUAUCCAGGGUCCUCCAGGGCCACCUGGUCCAGCCGGCCUCCCAGGUAUGAAUGGGUUGAAUGGUGCACCUGGGCCAAUGGGUCCGCAAGGUCUUCAAGGUCUUCAAGGUCUUCAAGGUCUUCAAGGCCCCGCCGGUACCGAUGGUGCUACUGGUCCUGCAGGUGCCACUGGCCCUCAGGGUCUUCAAGGUCUUCAAGGUAUACCAGGUCUUCAAGGUCCUGCUGGUGCCGAUGGUGCUCCUGGUCCUGCCGGUGCUGAUGGUGCUGAUGGUGCUGAUGGUGCUCCUGGUCCUGCAGGUGCCACUGGUCCUCAAGGUCUUCAAGGUCUUCAAGGUAUACCAGGUCCUGCCGGUGCUGACGGUGCCGACGGUGCCACCGGGCCUCAAGGUUUACCGGGUCCCCCGGGUGCUCAGGGCCUACCGGGCGCUCCGGGUCCGCAAGGUCUUCAAGGUCUAUCGGGUCCCGCCGGUCCCGAAGGUGCUGCUGGUCCUGCCGGAGCCGCUGGUCCUGCUGGUGCCACUGGUGCCACUGGUCCUGCUGGUGCCGACGGUGCCGACGGUGCCAACGGUGCUGCCGGACCUCAAGGUCUACCAGGUCCCCCGGGUGCUCAGGGCGUACCGGGUGCUCAGGGUCCACAAGGUCUUCAGGGUCUUCAAGGUCUUCAAGGUCUAUCGGGUCCUGCCGGUCCCGAAGGUGCUGCUGGUCCUGCCGGUGCUACUGGUCCUGCAGGUGCCAUUGGUCCUCAAGGUUUCCAAGGUCCCGCCGGUCCUGAAGGUGCUGCUGGUCCUGCCGGAGCCGCUGGACCUGCUGGUGCCGCUGGUCCCGAAGGUGCUACCGGGCCAGCAGGAGCCAUUGGUCCUCAAGGUCUACCAGGCCCCCCGGGUGCUCAAGGAACUCAGGGUAUACCAGGUGCCGAUGGUGCUACUGGUCCUGCAGGUCCCGCCGGUGCUGCUGGUCCUGCAGGUGCCACUGGUCCCCAAGGUCUUCAAGGUCCUGCCGGUGCCGAUGGUGCUACUGGCCCUGCAGGUCCUGCAGGUGCCGCUGGUCCUGCAGGUCUACCGGGUGCUCAGGGUCCGCAAGGUCUUCAAGGUCCUCCAGGUGAUACUGGACCAGCAGGAGCCGCUGGCCCUCAAGGUGAUGCUGGACCUCAAGGUCCUAUCGGUCCUCAAGGUCCUGAAGGCCCCCCUGGCCCCGGGACAGCGGGUUUCACGAACCAGUACGGAUACCUCGGCUGCUACAUCGCGGAUAACGAUGGCAACUACGGCCUAACUCCAUACGCUUCACAGCAGGUUCUCACAACCUCGAUUGACGACUGUGCCAAUAUCUGCUAUACUUUGCCGACGGGCCCAACACUAUACUUCACUCUGGGAACCGACACGGCUACAGGCAACUCCAUCUGCACUUGUGGUGAUGUCCUUGUUGCCUAUAACUAUCCAAAUACCGGGCUCGAUUUCCAAUGCAAUACACGAUGCAACUUCCCAGACGGUCCGACAACAGAACAAUACUGCGGCGGAACGUAUUCUGGGAUUCCUACUGUUUCUCUUUUUGGUGCUAUAUAA